Jatropha curcas is the source of this 324-nucleotide messenger RNA. The record is from RefSeq and is a predicted model, not a curated record. NCBI's taxonomy places the organism in Eukaryota, Viridiplantae, Streptophyta, Magnoliopsida, Malpighiales, Euphorbiaceae.
AAGAUGGCUUCCAGAGCUACAGCUUCCAUUGCCUUGCUUCUUUCACUUAACCUUGUUUUCUUCAGUAUGGUGAGCGCUACCACUUGCCCUAUUGACGCCCUACAACUGAAGGUAUGUGCCAAUGUGCUGGGGAUUAUUCAAAUCCCACCAAAUGAACCUUGUUGUAGCCUUCUUGGUAAUCUUGUUGCUCUUGAAGCUGGUGUUUGCCUUUGCACCGCCAUUAAAGCUAAUAUUUUGGGCCUAAACCUAAAUAUUCCUCUUGACCUGAGCUUGUACCUCAACAAUUGCGGCCUGAACGCUCCAGGAGGACUCCAGUGUCCUUAA